Messenger RNA from Hyalella azteca, 339 nucleotides. RefSeq lists its product as uncharacterized. The coding region runs from base 1 to 339 and encodes 112 amino acids. Lineage: Eukaryota; Metazoa; Arthropoda; Malacostraca; Amphipoda; Hyalellidae. The transcript has 4 exons. The record is from RefSeq and is a predicted model, not a curated record.
AUGGAUCAGAACUUCAUCAGAGCGCUGGUGUGGCCAGUUCUAGUGCGACCCUCGCCUGAGCAACAACAACUGAUGGACGCGCCUGCCUUACUUCUCGCGCUGCUGGUGGUGGCUGCCUCGGCAACGGACCUGUCAUCGUCUGCUGGAAUGCCCCGCGCUGGCGUAUCGCCGGAAACGUUUGUCCUACAAACGAACCUACAAACGAACUUAUUCUCAACCUGCGCUGCGGAGGCGAACUCUGUGUCAGGAAGCCUUUACUCCAUCGAGCUGGGCACCUCAGAGUUCGUUGAGCUGACAAGCUCGAGCACUCAAAACAUCACGUGGUUUAGGUUAGGUUAG